ACCUUGGUCUGCACACAUGAACAGCACUAAUGGUUCUCCGGUCAGGGAGGCUAACUACUCCCCCAACGUCCUUAUGGGCUCCCUCGUCCGCGAGGAAGGCCAUAUAUAUUCUCUUGCCGCCUCCGGUGAUUUGCUUUACACGGGCUCGGACAGCAAGAACAUCCGCAUUUGGAAGAAGCAGAACGAAUUCUCGGGCUUCAAGUCCAACUCCGGGUUGGUCAAGGCGAUUAUAAUAGCUAAUGAGAAAAUAUUCACGGGGCAUCAAGAUGGGAAGAUUAGGGUAUGGAGAGUGUCGACUAAGAACCCUAGCAUGCAUAAACGUAUAGGAACCCUUCCGACUCUGAAGAACUUCAUAAAGUGCUCGAUGAAGCCGAGUAGCUACGUUGAGGUGCGACGGCACAGCCACAAGGUUUUGUGGAUCAAACAUUUCGACGCGAUUUCGUGCUUGAGCAUGAGCGAGGAUAAGAUGUUUCUCUACUCGGCGUCGUGGGAUAAGACGUUUAAGGUGUGGAGGGCGUCCGAUUUCAAGUGCUUGGAGUCCAUCAACGCUCACGACGACGCCGUUAACGCGCUAGUGGUGGGGUUUGAUGGUUUAGUUUUCACCGGUUCGGCCGACGGAACCGUCAAGAUAUGGAGGAGAGAGCUACAAGGGAAAGGGACCAAACAUUUCUUCUCGCAAACGCUGUUGAAACAGGAAUGCGCGGUAACGGCGCUCGCGGUGAACCCGGAAGCGACGAUUGUGUAUUGUGGAUCGUCGGAUGGUCUGGUUAAUUUCUGGGAGCGGGAAAAGAAUCUCCAACACGGCGGCGUUUUGAGAGGUCACAAGUUGGCUGUGCUAUGUUUAGCGGCGGCAGGGUGUUUGGUGUUUAGUGGCUCGGCGGACAUGGGGAUAUGCGUGUGGAGACGGUCGGAGGGGGACCAUAUUUGCUUAUCGGUGCUGACAGGGCAUACCGGACCGGUCAAGUGUUUAGCGGUGGAGAAGGAUCAUGAGGAUACUCCGGCAGAGACGCGGUGGAUUGUGUAUUCUGGGAGUUUGGACAAGUCGGUGAAGAUGUGGAGGGUUUCGGAGCAAGCGCCGCCUAUGGUACCGAACCAGAAGCACCAGCAUUACACGUCGGACGGAUACUGCGUGCCGAUGUUGAGCUCCGCCCCUAGCUUCGCCUCUCGCAGUAGCUUCACCUCUCGCGGUGGAAAAAUGGGUUCCAGAAGACUUUAGGGUUUAAUUUAAAUAUAUAUACGUACCCUUUCUUCUUUAUUUUCUUCUUGAUCUGAUUAUACAACACUGAAGAUUGUAUGAUUUGUGCAUUGUAUUGUGGUAUCGGUGUAAAACUUCACACACUUGUGCAUGCUAAUUGAUCAUGAGAACGUAAACUGAUCGAUCACCUAGCUAACAUAUAUCUCGAUCAUU
Molecule: messenger RNA, 1408 nt
Organism: Fragaria vesca subsp. vesca
Lineage: Eukaryota; Viridiplantae; Streptophyta; Magnoliopsida; Rosales; Rosaceae
Exons: 1
Coding region: 17-1216 (399 amino acids)
Molecular function (GO): protein binding
Source: RefSeq, a predicted model, not a curated record